Molecule: messenger RNA, 1146 nt
Organism: Daldinia vernicosa
Lineage: Eukaryota; Fungi; Ascomycota; Sordariomycetes; Xylariales; Hypoxylaceae
Exons: 3
Coding region: 1-1146 (381 amino acids)
Source: RefSeq, a predicted model, not a curated record
AUGUCGCCCCAGGGAGAUCACAACUGCAACCAGGAGGUUCCCCGAACCCCCGACUCUGGAAUUGAUAUGGCCAACGGCCAGGAUCUCGGCGCUAUGGCCAAUGCGGCCAACAAUCCUCAGAAUGCUCUGGUGUCGAUCGAGCGCUAUGGUGUCACUGUCAGCUACACCCUCGGCCAGAUCACUGAGAUGGGUGCUGCACUCGCCCGUGCUCGUGCUGAGGGCCUCUUCCCGCCCACCACCGCUGCCAGUCAUGAUGUCCAGGCUAUCACCAGCGACUACUUUCGCCUUGUUCAGCUCACUGCUGCCCGCGGUAACGCCCCUCGCGAGGAGUGGAACCAGAUGCGCCAUGUGGUCCAGCUUCUGGUUGAGAUCACUCAAGAAAUUCGGGUUCGUGAUAAGGUCGCAGCCGAGAAGACUGAGGAGGAGCGUGUCCAGGCUCAUGUUACCAACAUGAUGAGCGGUGUUAGUGCUGAGAACAAGCUCUACGACAUUGUCAAGCAUGCCGUAGUCCACGCUGUCCAAAAUGGAACAGCUGCGGAAGCUACUGCUGGCCAGAACAUGGCAAAUCUUCUGAAUGGCAUCCGGGGUGUCAUCAAAGAGAUGGCUGGUCAGGGCACACACAACGUCGAUGGUGUCAAUAUUGAGGCUGUAUUGGAGGACGUCUUUGGAAUGAUUGACUUUGCUCUUGGCAAUGUUGUUGAUCCUCUUGGUAGGAAUGUCCAGCAGAUGCAGGGUCAGCUUAACCAUGUUGACGGCCAGAUCAGUCAGCUGGAUAGCAUCACUAACGGACAAGUUGAUGCCAUUGGCCAUCACGUCAACGCCAUUUCCGGUCAUGUUCGCUCUCUUGGCAACAACAUUAAUGCGUUCGGCACCCUCUUGAACUCGACUAAUGGCAAUGUUGUAUCCCUAAACACUCAGAUUGCGCUACUUCAGACUAUCAUCAACAUGCUUCCUCGCAUGAUCUCUGAGGCCCUUCAGCAGAUGCUGCCUGAAGCUAUGCAGUCUUCUAUUGGCCCAGUCAUGCAGGCUCUUGAGGCUCAGCUCGGCACCGCCUUGCCUAUUGGUGCUGCUCGCGGCACCCAGCAGCAGCCUCGGGGACUGAAGAAGCUCUUCAAGUCCGUCAAGAAGAUGUUCCGUAAGCACUAA